Messenger RNA from Caenorhabditis elegans, 1009 nucleotides. Lineage: Eukaryota; Metazoa; Nematoda; Chromadorea; Rhabditida; Rhabditidae. The record is from the annotation of a RefSeq genome assembly.
GUUAAUCAAUUAUCACUUCCUUGCCAAAAAAAAACUCUCUUAAUUUUAUUAUUUUUCGUCAGUGACUGAAGAUUUCCCCACAUUUCACAAAAUAUUAUGUAACAGCUAUAAAACGAUGCCACCACGUAGCCCUUCGAUUGGACAAAAUGAUAGACUGCUAUCACGUAGCUCAAGCAGGAAAGAUCUUUCAACCGUUUUUCAAUUCUUCAAAUGUCACUUACAUUAAGAUCAAGUUCAAGAUCACGAUCAAACGAUUCCCAGUGCAAAACCAAACUUAAAAUAAUUUUAAUAUACAUUGGAAUUUUGAUCAUAUCAGCACCAAUUGCUUAUGGCUUGACAGUUCUGACUAGUAAUGGUAGCGAGCCUAGUUUCAUAAAAAAUGCAUUUGAUAUCAUCAGUAAUAUUGGGUCUUCUCAUUUGGAAGAUUUUACGCAAUCAUCAUCAAUUAAUAAACCGACACCGGAAACUCCUGUGUCACAUGAGAAUAUUUCGUAUACACCAAUCAGAUCUAGAGGCGACAUUAUUCCAUUAAAUCCGGAUUGGGGAGAGAACUACGCGAAAUUUACAUAUGACAUUAUCAGCAACACUUAUUCAUACAAACGACAUGGUGGAUCAUCAUUUGAACCGUAUUCCGUUUUUAAUGUACAACGAGUAGAAAAUAGGACGUUGGGUGCCGUUUAUUUCAAAAUAUUGAUAAAAGGACUUCUGGAGCUCUUGAAUGGAAGUUCGACUUGAAAUCUGAGGGAAAAUCAAUUGAAAAAAUAGUAAUUAAAAUGGAAGGAAUACAAGAGAUUGCUGAUGGUAAUGGAAUAAUCAAAGCCUGUCCAUAUUUGUUGAAUAUAUGCCCUAAGAUUCCAAUAAAUCAGAGUCUGACCAUUGAGAAGCCUACAAGUGAUAAAUUAUUUAUACAUAUAAAUCUGGACAAAGAUAUAAAAGUUUUCAAAGCAGACCUGAAGAAUGGAAACAAAGUGGAGAGUUUUUCAAUUGAAGUCUACUGGGGUGGUUAAGU